AUGGCCAGGCUCGGGGGCAGCACGCUUGGGGCCUGCAGGGAGCCGCCCGCGAUCCCAGUCUCCACCGCGGCGCGGCGAAGCCCCGCACCCCGCUGCGCCAGCGACGCAUGCCCGCGCGUCGCGGUGCCUGCCGUCCCCCCGAGGGAAGGAUCGCUCGUCCACGGAUCCGGGCGGCCGGCGAGGUGGACGGCGAGAUUGGAUCCGGAGUCGCGGCGCGAGUGCGCGGCGUUCGGAGGGAGAAAUGUGCUCGAGCGGCAUGACGAUGACGAUGAAAUGGAAUCCGGCUCUCUGUCUGAGGAAGAAGAGAACUGCAUGUUCAGCUCUGCCAACAAUAGCCUGGAGGAAGAGAGUGAGGGGGAGAUUGGCGAUGAUCGGAGCGAAACAGAGGAAGACAGCGAUCAAAACCAAGAUUCAGAGCAGCUAAUGCGAGAGGCACACCAGCUCGCGACACGCUUGUCGCAGGCGCAUGACUGCGUUAGGGUGCUGGACAUCAUCUCCAUAUGGCCCAAGAAGGAGCACGAGGGCGGCACCUUGUCCAGCGCAGAGCUGACAGUGACGAUGAAUCGGCUGCGGGCUUUGGUAAAGACUUGCGCAGCAGAAUGGGAAAAGGUCUCCAGCCACCCCGGAAUGGCAGUCAUUGAGACUUCGUUCGUGGCCCACAGACAGGAAAUACAGCUGCAGACGUUGACGGGCAUGCUGACCAUCAUCAGUUCCAUGAAGGGUAGGACUCCUGGGAUGGUGAAGGCAGCAUUUGCACAGCUGGUGGAUCUCAGUCCUCAGCUGCAAACUGCAAGCAAGGGCACCAUCGCCAGCUUGUGCGCAUCUCUGGCAACCAUUCAUGAUACACCCCCUGUGUCCGUCGUCAGAAGAAUCCAUGAAAAGGUUGCCCGUGACAUUGGCGAGUAUGACCCUGUUACAGUAGCCUCCGUCCUUCGCCGACUGGCCUUCAUCCGGCCACUGCCCCCUGAGGCUGCAGUUGCUGUCUUCUGGGAUAGGGCCCUCCAAAGUGUGCCACAGCUGGCCAUGGGGGGCAUCAAGACUAUCCUUGUGCCCUUUGUGUAUUUCAGGCCACCACCGCCGGUGAGGUUGCAGGACUGCAUGUACGAGAAAUGCAUGGAGCUGAUGCCAGAGCUGGACGCCACCAGCAUCGGGCGGUUGCUGGUUUGGAUGUUCAGGCUGCAGUAUCCAAUUCCCAGGGAUUUUUGGGAGGUGAUCGAGCCUGCCAUCGUGAGUGUCGUGCAAGUAGAAACAACAGACAGGGACGUCCAGCAGGUGAUUGAGGGCUAUAGUGGCCUUGGAGGUGCCAACCCCAGAGUGCUGCAUGUGCUGCUGAACAAGAUUCUGCCUCGAGCGAGCUCCCUGCAACCAAGGGGGCUGGCAGGAACACUGAGGGCACUUGCAACACUCGAGUACAAAGAUGGAGCUGCCCUGGAAGCACUGGCAGACAGGGUUGUUGAACUAACGCCCAGGCUCACCAUGAAGACCAUAUCUGCCAUCGCUUGGUCUCUGUCAUCGUUAAAAUCUGGACAUGAUGUGUUGAAGGAAUUGGCCUUGGCAGUCGCCAAAAUGGACACGGCGAUGCCAGCAGAAGUUGCCAAACUGGUGUGCUCUCUUGGUCGCUUGGGCGUCCGAGUUGCACCCCUGAUGAAUAAGUUGUGCUAUUUCUUGGAUGAGCAGUCCCUCAAGGACAUGGAUGCCAUGAGCAUCGCAUACCUGUCAAAUGCAGUCUCCAAGCUCAGACAUCGUGACGAUGAACUCGUGUCAAGAAUUGCUGGAGCAGUUGAGUGGCGCUAUGAUCGCCUCAACUUCGAACAGGCGAUGACAGUGACGAAGUGCUGUGCACUGGCGGCGCCAAGGAAGAAUCUCUUGCAAAAGCAGUUUGAUGACAGAGUGGAGCACGAGCUCCGCACUGCCGACGCUUCUGUGAUGGUGCAGAUUCUUGAGUUGUAUGGCGUACUGAAGAGAAGGCAAGGCAAUGAAAAGGUGGACAUGGUGGUUCAGCACAUUAGCGGGAGUGUGGACAAGCUGAAGUUGGAGGAGCUGGCAAGGGUGAUGCGGUGGACAGGCAAGAUGAACCUCCAGGAUGAAGGCCUGCUGGCUGCACUUACGACUGCUGUGAGUGUGAGCUACACAUCUAUGUCAGCAGAGCAGCUGUCAUGGGUGAUGUGGGGCUUCUGCAAGGUGGGACAUCCAAUCGAGGAAGAGCUGUUCGAUGCCCUUUCUCGUCAGAUAUCAGCAAAUGUGGAGUCUCUGCACCUCCACGACCUGUGUCGUUUCCUGUAUGCAUGCGCCCGAUCACAACGCUGCGACCCAGACGUGCUCAGUCGAGUGGCGGACCGCAUAAGCACCAGCCAAGCAAGUGACCUUGGGUUCCCAGGCAUAUCAAUUCUGCUGUGGUCGUUUGGGAAACUGGAUCUUAAGCAUGCAGGGGUUCUCAGGUGGGCUGAUGAUCAGCUGCCCAGCAUUAUUGGGGCUGCACAGCCCCAAGCUUAUGCCAACAUCUUCUGGGCGUUCCGCAGGCUAGACCACAGGCCGUCUGCGAGCUUCAUCAGGGCCGCUGUGAAGGGCGUUGGAAGGACCAUGGACAUGUUCAAGCCUUAUGAGAUCAGUACUGUGCUUUAUGGACUGGUCCACUGGGAUGUGGAGCUCGGCGACCAGUGGAUGGCGUCCACAAUUAGCUACAUGGAAGAGCACAUUGAAGAUUUUGAUGGCAACGCCUUGUGCAACAUGUUGUGGGCUAUGACAAGGAGGGGCUGCAAGCCGGGCAAAUCAGUCAUUGCCCGUGCCUGUUACCAAGUCAUGAACGACAUCCACAGACUGGACUACUACCAGCUGGGCAACUUCCUGUGGGCCUGUGGGCGUGCAGGUUUCAAACCCACCCCUCUCCUGGAAGAGGUGGCGACCAGGGUGGCAAGGAUAGCACAUCGACUGGAGCCCAGGGCACUUUCGUCGGUGGUUUGGGGCUUUGCGGUUUGUCAGUUCCUGUCCAACGACAUGCUGCAGGCGGUGAAGGUGGCAUCAAUUGACAGGUUCCAGGAAUUCUCUGCAUUUCAGCUCUCAGGUCUCCUCUGGGGUAUGUCCACUCUUGGAUGGAAAGGAAGGAAAUUCUAUGCCAAUGCUGCCAGACGAGCUGCAGAUUGCAUCGACGACAUGACAACGGUCGACUUGUUCACAACGGUCUGGGCUUUUGCCAGAUCUGGCCGACCUGCCAACCAAUUUCUUCUGUUGGCUUAUGAUCGCCUCUCCCAAGAAAUGAACAAACUGAGGGCUCACCAGAUUGUCUCACUCGCUUGGGCUAUUGGCAAGAUAGGACGAUGCAAUAACGAUGUGAUGGAGGCCCUUGCAGUGGCUGCUGAAGAGAAAAUGGCAGAACUGGAUGUCAAGGGAAUAUCCACCCUGCUGUGGUCGUUCGCCACUGUGUCUUACGACCCCGGUGCCACCUUUGACAAGCUUGUUGCAGUCAUAGGAUCCCCGGGGCGGGAGACGUUCCCCAAUUGGCUGUCACUCACCCACACUGUGUGGUCCUGUGCACGGCUACUGCACCCUAUUCCACAAUAUGUAGAGGUGGCUGGCUUGCAGCUGCUGGAGAAGCACAAGGAUGCUGUGCAAUGGAAGGGAGGGAUGAGUACUCAGGGGCCAGUGGAUGGGCGCCACCUCAUGCUGUGCCUGUGGGCCAUGAGUGUUUUUGGGGACCACAGCUCAGAGUUUGUGCAAGGCCUGGCAGAUCGUGUUAACAAGGUCGAUGUGCUGGAGACUAUGCAAGAUGAACAGAAACAGCAGCUUGCCCAGUGCCUGCUGGUGGCAGCAGCAGAUGGCAAGGUGUCGCCCCUGGAGUGCCUGCCCAAGCACUACAAGGCAGAGGCCAUGGCGAGCUGGAGGGGCGUCGUGAAAUGGAACUCGGAGCGUGAGCUGUCCACCUUUCACAGGAACGUCACAUCCACGCUGCACCAGUUGGGGGUGAAAUAUGAGGACAAGCACGUUUCAGACGACCUGUGUGUUUGCCUAGACAUUUUUGCGCACCUCCCAGAAGGGUCCCCUGAGAGCGAAGAGUUCAAAGGGGUAGCUAUCGAGCUCUAUGGCCCCCAGCACCUUUCCUCCAACCUGUAUAAGCCAGUUGGCAAGGUCGUCCUGCGACAGAAGAUGAUACAGGACCGCGGCUACCGGCUGGUGCCUCUGCUGUACACCGAGUGGAUGGACCUGCAGUCGCAAGGCGGCGUGUCCAGCAUGAAGGAGUCCUACGUGGGAGGAAAGCUCUUCAAUGCGGGCGUUCUGGAGAGGAAUCUGUUCAGCCUGCCCUCAGACGCAGCCCAGUCGUCGCAAAACGGGGACAGCGAGCGGGGCACCAGGGAGCUGGUGGGGCUGCGCUUGCACGAGCAAGGGCCAGAAAGCGAGGCAGUCAGCGGCAGCGACAUGGGGGGAGAGGCGAUGGAUGAAGUGUUUUCCGGGUUGGAGUACACAUGA
Messenger RNA from Ostreobium quekettii, 4461 nucleotides. Lineage: Eukaryota; Viridiplantae; Chlorophyta; Ulvophyceae; Bryopsidales; Ostreobiaceae. The record is from the annotation of a GenBank genome assembly.